Messenger RNA from Lutra lutra (Eurasian river otter), 3431 nucleotides. RefSeq names its product CCR4-NOT transcription complex subunit 9 (gene CNOT9). The record is from RefSeq and is a predicted model, not a curated record. Gene Ontology annotation, biological process: negative regulation of translation; mRNA catabolic process. Gene Ontology annotation, cellular component: CCR4-NOT complex; CCR4-NOT core complex; P-body. Lineage: Eukaryota; Metazoa; Chordata; Mammalia; Carnivora; Mustelidae. The coding region runs from base 367 to 1266 and encodes 299 amino acids. The transcript has 8 exons.
CUGCUCGGCUUUUCCCGCCUUUCACUGGCCUCUGGAGGAGAGUCAGAGUUCACGCCCCUCUUUGGGGAUACCUGCUCGCAGCCAGAGGAUGCGGGGACUAGUGGGUGGGGGACGUCCUUCUGGCCCAGAAUCUUAAGGGGCAAAGGACAGACUUUUGGAUUGUAAACUCCGCCGGGAGCUGGGAGGCGGGAAGAGGUGUGUGGGCGGGGUCAGGGGUGAAAGGUCAUAGGGCUGCGAAGGGGGCGGAGCGAGCCGGAGGCGGAUGGCGGCUGCCGCGGCUCUUCAUCUUUGGCGGCAGAGUCACUGAAACGGGGACGCGGCUGCGACGCGUCCGGCAGUGGGAGGAGAGCGGCGGCCGCUCCCAACAUGCACAGCCUGGCGACAGCUGCGCCUGUGCCUACUGCACUGGCUCAGGUAGAUAGAGAAAAAAUCUAUCAGUGGAUCAAUGAGCUGUCCAGUCCUGAGACGAGGGAAAACGCUUUGCUGGAGCUGAGUAAGAAGCGAGAAUCUGUUCCUGAUCUUGCACCCAUGCUGUGGCAUUCUUUUGGUACUAUUGCAGCACUUUUACAGGAAAUUGUAAAUAUUUAUCCAUCUAUCAACCCACCCACUUUGACAGCACACCAGUCUAAUAGAGUUUGCAAUGCUCUGGCAUUACUACAAUGUGUGGCAUCACACCCAGAAACCAGGUCAGCAUUUCUUGCAGCACACAUCCCACUUUUUUUGUAUCCCUUUUUGCACACCGUCAGCAAAACACGGCCCUUUGAGUACCUUCGGCUAACCAGUCUUGGAGUUAUUGGGGCCCUAGUGAAAACAGAUGAGCAGGAAGUAAUCAACUUUUUAUUGACAACAGAAAUUAUCCCUUUGUGUUUGCGCAUUAUGGAAUCUGGAAGUGAACUUUCCAAAACGGUUGCCACAUUUAUCCUCCAGAAAAUCCUCUUAGAUGACACAGGUUUGGCAUAUAUAUGUCAGACAUACGAGCGUUUCUCCCACGUUGCCAUGAUCCUGGGUAAGAUGGUCCUGCAGCUCUCCAAAGAGCCUUCCGCCCGUCUGCUGAAGCACGUAGUGAGGUGUUACCUGCGACUCUCAGAUAACCCCAGGGCACGUGAAGCGCUCAGGCAGUGCCUCCCUGACCAGCUGAAGGACACGACCUUCGCCCAGGUGCUAAAAGAUGACACCACCACGAAACGCUGGCUUGCACAAUUGGUGAAGAACCUGCAGGAGGGCCAGGUCACCGAUCCCCGGGGCAUCCCCUUGCCCCCUCAGUGAUCCUCCCCCACCCCCUCCUACCACUCCCCCAAGCUGGGGAAGGGAGGGGGAACCCGCGAGGGAAAACAGCUCAGGUUUUACCGCUGACCAGGAAUAGACAACCUCAAUGCUGAACUGCACUGGAGAAGAGGGGCGAGGUCACCCCGCUGGGGUGAACGGGCUGCCAUCUUGGGCUGCCUCCGGGACCCGGGCUCCCUCCGCUACUCCCAGGAGAUGGGCCCCUGACACAGCAGUCUGCCACCACAGCUCCAGGAGGGUGUCAACACCAGCAAAUGCUGUGUCUGCAGCGUGCCAGCGAUGGCCCUUCUCCCCGACCCGUACUAGCCACUGGCGGGGAGGGGGACGUGGCGGUGGUAGCACGCUAGGCAUGCCGAACGCCUGGGACCAAGCCGUGUGGCGGUCUUCUAUUUUGCCUUCCUGGAAGACUCAAGACGUGUCUCUUCAUCCUCUCUCUCAGUAUUUGUUUACUUUGGUCUCUUGUUUUUGAUGUCAGAGAGAGGUGUGUUUAGUGGACACGAGCUGUAAUACUCAGCAGAACUUUGUCAAUUGGCACUGUUUACAAGUCUGUUAGCUGCAUAAGCUUAAUAAAAAAUUGGUCUGGGCAUUACAUCCCCUCUAACAGGCCAACAGCUGCAUGAACUGUGGGGAGGAACGGGAGGCAAGGGAAGGAUAAAGCCAAAGGACAGCAGGACCCCAUCGCCUCUUUCCCUUCCCUUUCCGUUCUUCUGCCCCCAGUUCCAGAUGCCACAAGGACCCUAACCUUGUUUCUGGCUCUAGCUGCUAGCUUUUCCAAAUCUCAGUGCUUUUCCCUUUUCCACAUCCCUCCUAUUAAACUUCCAACAGACGUCUUAAUUCAUCAGGCUGUCCUGGAAGGGUAUUGUACUGGGGGAGGAGAGGUGGCUUGGGCCUCACCUUCAAUUCCAGUCCUCAGAGAGGUUUCCUGGGUAACUUUUAAAGGGGAAGGUGCCUGGGGACCAAGAUGACAGGCUGCUUGAUCCCAUUCUUUAGUAUGAAUUUCUGCAGCUCCAUCUGUGUUCAUGAUUGUACUUGAAGUGGCAUUAGCUGAAUGAGUUCAUCUUACUCAGAUUUAAGACAGAGGUCGGGACUCUGCUUCUUCACUGUUUUUUUUUUUCCCUGACACAUUCCCUAUCGGUCUAUGGGAAUUACAGGGUUGCCACUAAAGUACUUCCUCUUGUUCAUAUCGAGUCAGUGAAACCCCCUUCCUUCUUUGGAGCUCCAGAUGACUUCACAAUCCAGAGACUUGAAUCUGUAACGCAGUGUAAACUGCCUUGCUUUCCCCCAGUCCUUCCCUCUGCCAACACCUGCUCUCUCUCUCUCAUCCCCACCUCCAGUCAAAGAUGGGAUUAUUAAUCCAACUCUAGAGAGAGACGAGGUAUUUUCUAUCCACAUCUCCCCAGUGAAGGUAUCUCCGAACAAGUUUGGGGAGGGUCCGUCUGUAAGGAGCAAGCUCCGAGAAACCUCUGUGGAGGCAGUUCGGCCAACCCAAGGGCUCUUCAAGCCGACUUUCACAAGGGGAGCCGGCCUUGUCAGUUGGCUUCUGUCUCUAGAGCCGACAAAGUAGUAAUUGAGUAGCCUAGAUGUAGGAAGGGUAGAAGAAGCACUUACUCCCCUGCCUUCCAAAAUGAAGAGGAGAACCAGGUGAGCUCUCAGUCUCAAGCCUGAAGAGAAGAGGUCUUGGAGGAAGCAGAGAACAGCAUGGACUGGACAGACGUCUGGACUUCCCUCAGCUCAUAGUUUCAUGAGCUGGAGAGGCCAGCUGAGGGAUCUCUGAUUUUUGCCAACUGCCUUCCUGCUGAGCCAAAGUUUUCUCAUUCCCCCUUCACUGGGGAAGCAGCUGAGGCCCAGGGCCUUGCUCCCUGGGAAAUUAUCUUCUCGCUCCAUCUUCUGGUGCAUUGGCCAUGUUACUGUGCCAAUAGUGUCUUAACUCCUGUUCCAUCUAUUCUCAGCUGGCCUUGGACCCCACCUAGGAGUUGGGGGAGGGAUGAAAAUGGGUAUUAUUCCUUGUAGUUGAUCCUGAUGUCAUGUGUGUAUAAAGAGACCCCUCCAUUUUUUUUUUUGUUUGUUUGUUUUCCAUCCCUCUCACUCCCUAACAGGAUUGAAAUAAAACCUGUUUCUGUUUUUAUAAAAAUAAUUUUUCCUUUAAA